This is a messenger RNA of Cucurbita moschata (crookneck pumpkin), 945 nucleotides long. RefSeq lists its product as uncharacterized. Gene Ontology annotation, molecular function: nucleic acid binding; zinc ion binding. The record is from RefSeq and is a predicted model, not a curated record. The coding region runs from base 1 to 945 and encodes 314 amino acids. The transcript is spliced from 3 exons. NCBI's taxonomy places the organism in Eukaryota, Viridiplantae, Streptophyta, Magnoliopsida, Cucurbitales, Cucurbitaceae.
AUGAAACUCAAGUACCAAGGAAAUGCUAGAGUGAAGCGAGCCCAGCUACGACUUCACAGAACAUUCGAAACUUUAAAGAUGAAAGCAAGAGUAGGUGUUUCUGAGUAUUUUUCAAGAGUUAUGUCUACUGCUAAUGACAUGAGGAAUUGCGGAGAAGAUAUGCCGGAUGUCAAAAUUGCAUCUUUGCUUGUAGAUGAACAAAAGGUGAUUGAUAAGAGGAGUGAAGAGCAGGUUCUGCAGGUGGAGAAUGUACCCAGGUAUGGACAAGGAAGAGGCAAAGGGACAUUGCAGAGAGGAAGAGGUUACACUAGAGGAUGGGGAAGAGGUAGAUCUUUUGUGAACCGGUCGGCCAUCAACUGUUUUCGAUGUGGAAAGCAAGGACAUUAUCAAUUUGAAUGUCCGGACUUAAAAAAAGAAGCUGUCAAUUAUGCUGAAUUUGACAAGGAGGAAGAAUUGCUAUUGAUGGCGUACACAGAGAAAAGUAAAGUUGAAAAAGAAGGCAUUUGGUUUCUCGAUUCCGGGUGCUCAAAUCAUAUGACAGGGGACAAAACAUGGUUCGUUGAGCUUGACGAAAGUUUCAAACACACUGUCAGAGUGGGAAAUAGCUCAAAAUUGACAGUUGAAGGAAGAGGCAGUGUCAGAUUCGAAGUUGAAGGGCAACUACAGGAUAAGCACUUGGUGAUCUUUAUCAAAGAAGGAACCUGCAAAAUCUAUCAUCAACAAAGGGGCCUGAUAAUGAACACACAAAUGAUGGCGAAUCGCAUGUUCUCAGUUCAUGCAAAGAUGAAGUCAUUGGUUGACAAAUGUUUGAAAAUAGAAGAUGAAGACUUGGAGGUUCAAAAUGUGGCGAUGGAGGUAGCAAAAGUAGAGGAGAUAAAAGAGAAGGAGGUCACAUGUGACAGCAAAAAGAAGUUAGAAAAAGAAGUUAGAAGAAGAUGCAGCUAG